Molecule: messenger RNA, 468 nt
Organism: Colletotrichum abscissum
Lineage: Eukaryota; Fungi; Ascomycota; Sordariomycetes; Glomerellales; Glomerellaceae
Exons: 1
Coding region: 1-468 (155 amino acids)
Source: RefSeq, a predicted model, not a curated record
AUGUGCUUGAAUCGAUCCCAGCAUCGCCUACGUACAGCAAGUCACAGUUCGCCAGCCAUGCAAAUCACUGUCCAAGUACUCGACACGCAGAAACGACCUAUCGCAGGUGUUUUCGUGACUCUGCACUGCUUGGAUGUUCCACACAUUUUGUUCAACGGUAUGACAGACUCGAAUGGCAGACCCUCAUGGAAGUUGGAGAGUGGCUCUCGACCGGAACACACCUGCCGUAAAGUUUGGAAUGCGCACUGGCAGAUUACAGUCUAUUUCAUGGGGAAAAUGAUGCCAAUCAUUCUUGUUGCCUGCUUUGUUCCGAACCUAAUCCACUUAGGCAUUCAGCUGACAAAGAAGGGGUAUGUGGUGGAUCUGUGUCGUUCUGGAGUGGAGGAUUCUAGCGGAGGGAAUCGAAAACAGAUCAUUCCCGCUGUGGGGGCCAUGCUAGGAAGGCGGGCUAAGGAUCGUUUGCUUUGA